Molecule: messenger RNA, 1221 nt
Organism: Telopea speciosissima
Lineage: Eukaryota; Viridiplantae; Streptophyta; Magnoliopsida; Proteales; Proteaceae
Product: protein SENSITIVE TO PROTON RHIZOTOXICITY 2-like
Exons: 1
Coding region: 1-1221 (406 amino acids)
Biological process (GO): response to acidic pH; response to aluminum ion
Source: RefSeq, a predicted model, not a curated record
AUGAUUGCAGGGGCCACUCCAUGUUUCCAAGGUGGUAACUCACAAGGAUUCCAAAUGUAUGGAAUGACAGAUGAUAGUGUAUCAGCUGCUUCAAUGGAGGCAGCUAGUGCUGGUGCAGAGACCCACUCCGGCGCAUUCCUAUACAGUCUUUCUAUCCUUAAAGACAAGGUUCAUCAGGUACAAUCACUAGCUGCUGUUCUUAUAUCUCCUCCUGAUCAUCAUCAACCUGAAUCAUCAUCAUCAAUUGCUAUAGCAAGUAUGGGUACUCUGAGUCAAGAAAUUAUGGUUACUGCUUCUUCUAUGAUGUUCAAUUGUCAACAACUCGCCGCGGUUGGUGCUCCGGUCAUCAAGGUUAAUCCUAAUCCUAAUGGUGGAAUAUUACCACAGAAUAACAACACCCAUGAUGCUCAAUUGGGAGAAGAAGAGGCAGGGGAUGGCGGCGCCGCCGGUGCCAGAGGUUGUUUCUUCACACAUGAACAACAUCUUGACUGGUAUGCUGAUAGCUAUGAUCAUAAUAAUAAUAGUGGUAGUAGUAAUAAUAGUCACAGCAACAAUGAUAAUAUUAACACCACCACCACCACCACAACCAAAAACAACAUUAGAAGCAAAAACAGUGAGGGGGGUGCCCUAGAAAUGGAAUUGCCAAAUGGUGGUUACCCAUAUGAUGUAAUUGAGUUAGAUGCAGCAGAUUUAUUGGCUAAAUACACACAUUAUUGUCAAGUUUGUGGUAAGGGAUUUAAGAGAGAUGCAAAUCUAAGGAUGCAUAUGAGAGCACAUGGAGAUAAGUAUAAGUCUAGUGCAGCUUUAAGUAAUCCUUUAAAGAAUAGUGGUGAAGGAGAAGGUGGUAAAGGGUUUUCUACUAUGAGAUUACCUAGGAAAUAUUCAUGUCCACAGGAAGGUUGUAGAUGGAACAAAAAUCAUGCUAAGUUUCAGCCAUUGAAAUCCAUGAUUUGUGCAAAGAAUCAUUACAAGAGAAGUCAUUGCCCUAAGAUGUAUGUUUGUAAUAGAUGUAAUCAGAAGCAAUUUUCUGUGUUAUCUGAUCUUAGGACUCAUGAGAAGCAUUGUGGUGAACAAAAAUGGCAGUGUUCAUGUGGAACUACUUUCUCUAGGAAAGAUAAGCUCAUGGGUCAUGUUGCUUUGUUCACUGGACAUACUCCAGCUGCGAAUUCUUCGUUUACGAAAUCUCAAAAUAUCGAUCACCACGCGAUUCUAUUGCAUUAG